Lolium rigidum is the source of this 2444-nucleotide messenger RNA. RefSeq names its product oligopeptide transporter 1-like. Gene Ontology annotation, molecular function: oligopeptide transmembrane transporter activity. Gene Ontology annotation, biological process: transmembrane transport. Lineage: Eukaryota; Viridiplantae; Streptophyta; Magnoliopsida; Poales; Poaceae. The transcript has 3 exons. The record is from RefSeq and is a predicted model, not a curated record. Bases 28 to 2283 code for a protein of 751 amino acids.
AGGUUGGCAAGGAGAGCGCCGCCUGCAAUGGAGGAGCCACCACAACUCGAGCUCAGCAACUUGGAGGUUCAGAACGAAGGGCCGGACACCAGCGAUGAAAAAACAGAUGAAGUGGAUGACUGUCCGAUCGAGGAGGUCCGGCUGACGGUGCCAAUCACAGACGACCCGACAUUGCCGGCGCUGACGUUCAGGACAUGGUUCCUGGGGCUGGUCUCGUGCGCGUUGCUGGCCUUCUGCAACCAGUUCUUCGGCUACCGUCAGAACCCUGUCUACAUAUCUUCUCUCUCGGUGCAGAUCGUGGUGCUGCCGCUGGGCAGGCUGAUGGCGGCCUGCCUCCCUCCCAAGGUCGUCGGGAUCAAGGGCACCCGGUGGUCCUUCUCUCUCAACCCGGGGCCGUUCAACCUCAAGGAGCACGUCCUCAUCACCAUCUUCGCCAAUACCGGCUCCAACUCCGUCUACGCCGUCGGCAUUAUCACCAUCGUCAAGGCCUUCUACCACCGGGACAUCCACCCGCUCGCCGCCAUGCUGCUCACUCAAACAACCCAGCUGAUGGGGUAUGGCUGGGCUGGUCUCUUCAGGAAGUUCCUGGUGGACUCCCCCUACAUGUGGUGGCCGUCGAACCUGGUACAGGUAUCGCUCUUCAGGGCUCUGCACGAGAAGGAGAAGAGGCCCAAAGGAGGGAGCACGAGGCUGCAGUUCUUCCUCAUCGUCCUGGCCAGCAGCUUCGCCUACUACAUCGUUCCCAACUACCUCUUCCCGACCAUCUCCAGCAUUUCCGUUGUGUGCCUGGUAUGGAGGAACUCCGUGACGGCGCAGCAGAUCGGGUCGGGCGUGUACGGCCUCGGGGUCGGGUCGUUUGGCCUCGACUGGGCCACGGUGGCCGGCUUCCUGGGCACGCCGCUGUCCACGCCGGCGUUCGCCAUCCUGAACGUGAUGGCUGGGUUCUUCCUGGUGGUGUACGUGGUCUUGCCCGUGGCGUACUGGAGCAACGCGUACGACGCCAGGCGGUUCCCCAUCAUCUCCUCCCACGUGUUCAUGGCCAACGGCAGCCGGUACGACGUGAGCCGGGUGCUGGACCCGGCCACCUUCCAGUUCAGCCAGGCCGGGUACGACGACGCCGGGCAGAUCAACCUGAGCAUCUUCUUCGCCUUCGCCUACGGCCUCAGCUUCGCCACGCUGGCCGCCACUCUGUCCCACGUCGCCCUCUUCCACGGCAGGUCGAUAUGGCGUCAGACGAAGGCGACGGUGAGCGGGCAGCAGGCCGGCGACGUGCACACGAGGCUGAUGAAGAGGAACUACGCGGCGGUGCCGCAGUGGUGGUUCCACGUGAUGCUUGUGCUGGUGCUCGGCCUCUCCAUAUUCACCUGCGAGGGGUUCGGGCAGGAGCUGCAGCUCCCCUACUGGGGCGUGCUCCUGGCGGCCGGGCUGGCGUUCUUCUUCACCCUCCCCAUCGGCAUCAUCACCGCCACCACCAAUCAGCAGCCUGGGCUGAACGUGGUGACGGAGCUGAUCAUCGGGUACCUGUACCCGGGGAGGCCGCUGGCGAACGUGGCGUUCAAAACGUACGGGUACAUCAGCAUGUCCCAGGCUAUCAUGUUCCUGCAGGACUUCAAGCUGGGCCACUACAUGAAGAUCCCGCCGCGGUCCAUGUUCGCCGUCCAGCUCGCGGGGACCCUGCUGGCCUCGUCGGUCUACUUCGGCACAUCAUGGUGGCUGCUUGAGAGCGUGAGCAACAUCUGCGAGCCGGCGAAGCUGCCGGCGGGGAGCCCGUGGACGUGCCCUGGCGACGACGUCUUCUACAACGCGUCCAUCAUCUGGGGCGUGGUCGGCCCGCAGCGCAUGUUCGGGCGCCUCGGCCGCUACACCAAGAUGAACUACUUCUUCCUCGCCGGGGCGCUGGCACCGGUGCCCGUGUGGGCGCUGUCCCGGUCCUUCCCGGAAAGGGGGUGGAUCCGGCUCAUCAACAUGCCCGUGCUGCUGAGCGCCACGGGGCUGAUGCCGCCGGCGCGGUCCGUGAACUACCUCAUGUGGGGUGCCGUCGGGCUCACCUUCAACCACGUCGUGUACAGACGGUACAAAGCAUGGUGGGCGCGGCACAACUACGUGCUGUCGGCCGCGCUGGACGCCGGCAUGGCGUUCAUGGGCAUCGCGUCCUACGCCAUGCUGCAGUCUGGAGGCGUCAACGGUGUGAACUGGUGGGGGUUGCAGGUCGAUGACCACUGUGACUUGGCUCGUUGUCCGACGGCACCGGGAGUCAGCGUCCCCGGUUGCCCCGUGCACUAGUAAGCAGCUGCCGAGGCAUCACCUGGUUAUGAAUUAUGAUACUACUUAAUUAGCGUUGUGGCUUUUUUCUUUUCUUUUUUAACUAGCUAUUGUAGCUCUUCCGGACUGUAAGCGAACGUGUAAGUGUCAACAUAACAAAAGGCAUGUUCAUGUGAAGGGAA